AGUCUUCAUUUGACCGCAACUUUGAAACCGCCGAAGAAAAUGAGUGCCGAAAGACCCGUUUGGGUGCCCAUUGAGUCCAACCCCGAUGUCAUCAACAAAUUCUUGAGCGCCUUAGGGGUGGCGGACGACAGCUGUCGAGUCGUGGAUGUGUUGGGAGUCGACGAAGAGUUGCUGCCAUUCAUUGAGGGACCGGUUCUGUCGCUCGUACUUCUGUACCCGGACUACGAGGACGUGACCAAACGUGCGGCCGAUUUGGGUGACAACACUGUGGAGGUCGACAAAGACCUGUAUUUUAUGAGACAACUCGUUGGCAACGCUUGCGGUACUAUCGCUCUCCUCCACGCCAUCGCCAACAACUGUCAUCGGAUCCGAUUCACAGACGACUCGUGUCUUAAGAAGUUUCUCGACUCGACCCGCGGUAUGUCCGCCGAAGAGAGCGGACGACUGUUUGCGAAGAACGCAGAGAUAUGUGAAAUCCAUGGCUUAUUCGCCAGCGAAGGCCAGACACAGCCCCGACCCGACGGCGGCAGCGAAGGCCACUUUGUGCCUCUCGUCCACUGCAACGGCGGUCUAUAUCUGUGUGACGCUACUCGCGAUCGAGCCGUCAGUUUCGGCAAAACAUCGGAAGAGACUUUCCUGUCAGACGCGGCCCGCGUUUGCCGUCAAGUGAUGGCUAAACACGAGAAUAAUAUGAAUGCCGAAGAACCUGAUUGGAUACCCAUUGAGUCCAACCCCGAUGUGAUCAACAAGUUCUUGAGCGCCUUAGGAGUGGCGGACGACAGCUGUCGAGUCGUGGAUGUGUUGGGAGUGGACGAAGAGUUGUUGCCAUUCAUUGAGGGACCGGUUCUGUCGCUAGUACUUCUGUACCCGGACUACGAGGACGAGACCAGACGUGUGGGAGAUUUGGGCGACAACACUGUGGAGGUCGACAAAGACCUGUAUUUCAUGAGACAACGUGUUGGCGGCGCGUGCGGUACUAUCGCUCUCCUCCACGCCAUCGCCAAUAACUGUCAUCGGAUCCGAUUCACAGAGGAUUCGUGUCUCAAGAAGUUUCUCGACUCGACCCGCGGUAUGUCCGCCGAAGAGAGCGGACGGCUGUUUGUGUCCAACGAAGACAUACGCGAUAUUCAUCACGUAUUCGCUGUUGAGGGCCAGACAGAGGCGCCGCCCGACGACUCCAGUGACGGCCACUUUGUGCCUCUCGUCCACUGCAACGGAUGGCUAUAUCUGUGUGACGCCACUCGGGAUCAAGCGGUCGGUUUCGGGCGCACAUCGGAAGACACUUUUCUGUCAGACGCGGCCCGCGUUUGCCGUCAAGCGAUGGCCCGACAGCCCAACAAUAAUAAGUUUUCGGUCAUGGCUUUGGUCGGGCAAUGGGUCUAA
Molecule: messenger RNA, 1383 nt
Organism: Medioppia subpectinata
Lineage: Eukaryota; Metazoa; Arthropoda; Arachnida; Sarcoptiformes; Oppiidae
Source: the annotation of a GenBank genome assembly